AUGACUGAAUACGAUGAUGAUGAUGAUGAUGAUGAUGAUGAUGAUGAUGAGGAGGAGGAGGAGGAGGAGGAGGAGGAGGAGGAGGAGGAGGUCGGCAUUGAAUUCACCGAUUCUGUGAACACUUCCAGCUGGCCUCUCCUCGCUGCUGCAGGCGGGUCUCACUCGUCGACUUUUUCAAAGUUCUUUUUGUCUGCCGCACACCUCGUUGCCCGAGUUGCCUGUGUGCAGAUAAAUUAUUCCCAGCCUUUUUCAGGCAAACAAUGA
Messenger RNA from Spirometra erinaceieuropaei, 264 nucleotides. The record is from the annotation of a GenBank genome assembly. NCBI's taxonomy places the organism in Eukaryota, Metazoa, Platyhelminthes, Cestoda, Diphyllobothriidea, Diphyllobothriidae.